Ruditapes philippinarum (Manila clam) is the source of this 2590-nucleotide messenger RNA. RefSeq lists its product as uncharacterized. The transcript has 3 exons. Gene Ontology annotation, molecular function: DNA binding. Lineage: Eukaryota; Metazoa; Mollusca; Bivalvia; Venerida; Veneridae. Gene Ontology annotation, biological process: DNA integration; DNA recombination. Bases 944 to 2590 code for a protein of 548 amino acids. The record is from RefSeq and is a predicted model, not a curated record.
AUUAGCCAAUUUUGUCUGAACACUGCUGCCAAAUACGAAAAAAAAAAAGAAAAAAAUGUCUGAACACCACAGGCAAAACAAGAUACAGUGUUCGUAAUCAUGCUUAUCCAAACACCAUGGAAAAGCAAAAAUUGUCUGAACACCACAGACAAAAGACUCAUUUGUUCGUAAUGAAAUCCAUCCUUAUCCAAACACCAUGGAAAAGCUAAAACUGUCUGAACACCACAGACAAAAGAUACAUUUGUUCGUAAUUAUGCUUAUCCAAACACCAUGGAAAAGCUAAAACUGUCUGAACACCACAGACAAAAGAUGCAUUUGUUCGUAAUUAUGCUUAUCCAAACACCAUGGAAAAGCUAAAACUGUCUGAACACCACAGACAAAAGAUACAUUUGUUCGUAAUUAUGCUUAUCCAAACACUAUGGAAAAGCUAAAAACUGUCUGAACACCACAGACAAAAGAUACAUUUGUUCGUAAUUAUGCUUAUCCAAACACCAUGGAAAAGCUAAAAUGGUCUGAACAUUACAGACAAAUUAUAUAUUUGUUUGCAAUAGGGCGUGUUCAUGCAACAUGACAUACAUAAUAAUAAUAAUAAUAAUAAUAAUAAUGAUAAUAAUAAUAAAAAAAAAAUCAGGCGUCUUGCAUAUCACAGAGGGACGAAUUAAUGAUUUAUGUAGAUAUCUAUUUCACGGCGUUAUUUACGCCUGACUGCGAUUAAAUUCUAAUCGUUUAUAUAUGUUUCUUCUUCAUUUUAUUGCUUAAAUGGACUGCUGCUAGAAAUGUUUUAAAAAACAUUUUUCAGGAUCAUGGCCGACGAUCAAGAGGUCGGAAACAACCAGUCCAAUAUUCCAAUAUAUUUGAAAAAUUCGGGACACUUGCAGGAUCUUCUAGUCAGUUAGAAGACAUCCAAAAUGCAAUAAAAGGUUUAACGGAUUCUCUGACUGAAAUGAGGUCUGACGUAAAUUCUUUGAAAAGAACUGCAGUUACCUGCGAAGAAACAUCAACUUCGAAACGUUUUUGCACGAGGGAUGAUUCAGGCUCAGAUCACGAAAGCGUGGGAGAUUUUUUCACCGAAUCUGGGGUCACCGACGGAAAUGAUGAUGAUGAUGAUGAUGAAUUCUGCAUGGUGGAUUUCUUCGAGGAUGCCUCAGAAACAGGAGCGGCGAUAAGUUACAAACUAGCCACUUUGAGCAAUAAAGCUUUGCAGGUACAACCGAAAGAAGAAAAAAUAAAGGAACUUUUGGACACACACAAGAGGCCUAACAAUGUAGAAUUUCUACAAGUACCUUUGGUGAAUGAGCAGUUGUGGCGACAGUUGCCAUCUCGAGUUAAAGCACAGGAUUUUCUGUUGCAGAGGACACAAAAAAUUUUUUCGUCUGCUUUGGUACCGGUAUUGAAGACCAUGGAUGAGUUAAAGACAGAUGGACGACCAAAAAUGAAAGAGUUGAUUGGGGAUACUUUCAAACUGUUAAACAAUGCUUUUGUCACUACUUCUCAGAUGAGACGUGACAGGAUAAAGAAAGAACUUCUCCCGCUUUAUAGGCCAAUUUGUUCAGCAAACCAAUCUGCCACUCAUCUGUUUGGCGAUAAAGUAGAUGAAGAACUUAAAAAGUUAAGGGACAAUAAGCAGCAACUUACAUGUACUUCCAGGCGUUUCUUUUUUAGGGAAACGCCAGGGCAUGGCGACCCUGGUACCUCAGCACAAACGGAAACAUGCGCUCAAUUCACAGGGCAACAUGAAUUUCAAUCUACAGCGACGACGUCAAAAUCACAAUUACAGGACAAAACAGCAGAAAAAGAAUACUUUCCAAUCAAGAGCACAGAAAAAUUAAUAUCCGAAUGUAAUAGGCAGGGUCCUGCAAAAAGUAGAAAUAGAUCAAACAGAACUACUGUGUUUAGUAGCACCAAUAUGGCCUGCACAGACAUGGUGGCCGACAUUAAUACAACUUAUUGUUGCACCAUGCCUUCUACUUCAGCACCCUCAGGACAUCCUUACGUUGUGCCAUCGACCGGGAAAGAAACACCCAUUAAAAAAGAUGAGGCUAGCGCUUUUUCCCUUAUCAGGAAAGCGCUUGAAGAUAGAGGGAUUUCAAAUGAAGCUCAGCAGAUAUCAUUAAUUCGUGGCGGAGAACAACCAGGAGACAACGAAAGAUUGAUAAUAAACACUCCACAUUUAUUAAAAACAUCGAAACCUGGUCGGCAGCAGACACCCUUUUUGUUUGACAGUUUUAAAUCAGAUAAACGCUUGUGUAUUGUCAGCGUCAUUAGUGAGUAUUUACAGAGAACGAAAGACCUCAGAAAUACCAAUAAAUUACUGAUAUCAACGGUCAAGCCUCAUGGGGCCGUUUCAAAACAAACAAUUUGUCGCUGGAUUAAGCUAAUUAUGCACAGAGCUGGGGUGCAUAAAUCAUUCAAACCACAUAGCACGCGCGCUGCUGCGUCUUCAAUCGCACACAUGCGUGGAGUCCCGUUACAGACGAUAAUUGAAUCAGCGGGAUGGAGCAAUGCUCAGACAUUCGCUAAAUAUUAUGAUAAACCAGUAUCAAAUACCAAUGGAAAAUCUAUGCAGGCUAUCAUAGAUAUUGCUAAUUAG